CGAGGCAUUUAAAUUCGUGCACAUUAGAAAAAUAAAUGACAAUGAAAGAAUAAGAUUUGUACUCUCAGUGUUUCUACAUUUUAUGAUAGGAAGUUUAUUGGAUGACAUUAGGCUGCCACGUCUACAUGGGAAAUUAAACAAUAGUUAAAACUGAACUACUGUUGGAGUAUUUGAAAGUGCUUUUUUUAGUGUUUUUGGAGUAAAAUAUUUUCUACUUGCAAAAUUUCAGUGAUUUUUAAGUGAAAGUAAUUUUUCGGGUCUGUUUACCAUAUGGAAAAAUUAAAAUGUGGAUUAUUUGACAAUAAUGUCCCAAGCGGAUUCAGGAUGUAUGUUAGAGUAAUGUGGGUCCUACUCCUACUGGCUCUGGUGGCGUGUUCAGCACUUCCUGUCACAUCCGAGGAAGGGGAGUCGGACUACCUUAACCUAUUCCUAGUGAAGGUCCACAAAAGGUCAGCCAUCCAUGACCUGGCGGCUGAGCAUGGGUUCAAGGUCACAGAUGAGCUAGAAGAACUGGGUUACCAUUUAUUGGAACAUGAGGAAGUGUCACGGAGAUCCAAAAGAAGUGCUGAAAAUCAUGUUAAAAAACUAAAGGAGGAUUCUAGAGUGAAGUUUGUCCAGCAGCAGAAGCUGUUGGUUCGUGAGAAGAGAGAGAUCUUGUAUGACAAACAACUGGAGAUGCCAGAGCGUAACUUUGACCCCUCAGAGUUUUACCGGGCCCCCCAGUCCCACCUGUACAGUAGGGACUUCACUAGCACCCAGGGGGUGUCCUUUAAUGACCCCUACUAUAAAGACCAGUGGUAUUGUGACAAUUAUGGGCAGUCUGGUGGAAAGAAAUUUAUUGACCUCAAUGUCAAGGUCGCGUGGAACCAAGGUUACACUGGUAAAGGGGUCACAAUCACCGUGUUAGACGACGGCGUGGAUCAUAGCCACCCAGAUCUUCAGAGGAACUAUUCUCCUUUUGCAAGUGCUGACUUAAAUGAUAAAAGUGAUAAGAACAACGACCCUAUGCCAAACACCAAAGUUCCAGGAAAUAGUCAUGGAACACGCUGUGCUGGGGAGAUUGCAGCUGAAGCCAACAAUAAUGUUUGUAGUGUGGGCGUGGCUUAUAAUGCCAAAGUAGGAGGUGUGCGUAUGUUGGACGGAGCUGUGUAUGAUACGAUAGAGGCCAAGGCAGUCAACUUUAAGAACCAGUUUAUUGAUAUAAUGAGUGCCUCCUGGGGACCAAGGGAUGAUGGACGAACACUGGAGGGCCCAGGCCCCGCGACCUUAGAUGCUCUGGAGGCAGGGGUCAACAAGGGCAGAAAUGGUAAGGGCACUAUUUAUGUGUGGGCAACAGGAAAUGGUGGUGUCCACGACGACGACUGUGGUUGUGAUGGUUACGUGUCCUCACCUUACACUUUAUCUGUGGGCAGCAUCUCCGAUCGUGGCCAGGCUCCUUAUUUUGAUGAAAAGUGUGCCUCCACCAUGACAGUGGUACCUAGUGGGGGGGAGAUCAGAGCUGGGGAAUUCGGUGGAAAACCCAAAAUUAAAGUGGUGACCACAGACAUUAAUGGGGGCUGUAUCCUGGGAUUUGAGGGGACAUCUGCUGCCGCCCCCCUGGCUGCUGCCUGUACCGCCCUGGCCCUAGAGGCAAACCCUGAUUUGACAUGGAGAGAUAUGCAGCACAUUGUCGUGGAGACCGCUAAGAUCCCCUCCGUGGACCACACCUGGAUUGUUAACGGGGCAGGGAAACAUGUCAGCCACUCCUUUGGGUUUGGAGUGAUGGACUGCGGGGCUAUGGUGAAUGCUGCCUUAAACUGGCAGACCGUCCCAGAUCUCAAGAUCCAGAAGUCUCAGGUGUAUGAGAUCAACAGGCCCAUACCCACCAGGGACUGUGUAACGAGAACAGUACAAUACGUCCCUGAGGGAUCUCCCAUAAUUCAGUUGGAACACGUCCAGCUGUACGUCAAAUUACAGCACACUCGCCGUGGUGAUGUGCAGAUUUAUCUGACCUCUCCCAGUAAAACCGAGUCAGAAAUGUUGUCCACCAGGACGAAUGAUGAGUCUAAGGACGGUAUUGACUUUACAUUUAUGACGGUCCACAAAUGGGGGGAGAAUCCCGCAGGAAACUGGGGAGUCAAAGUGUGUGAUAAUCGCAAAUCAACCACAGAAAAUACAGGAAAACUGGAAAAAUUCCAGGUAAUCUAUUAUGGAACUACAGAGAGACCAGCAACUCGUAGUACAGGAAACCAGCAAUCUCACAAACUGCCCCUGGCAACGGUAGAGGAGAUAGAGAAGACAGAAUUACUGAAAUCACGGAACCUAAAGCUCAAAAGAAACACGGGAGACAAAAAGAAAAAGGCCUACCAGGAACAGGAUGUCAACACUGAAAAAGAGAGGGCUUUUGACAUUGAUUUCGGGGAAGAGAAGCUGGAUGGGCAACUGGAAGAUCGAGAGUUUGAGAGCCAGAAGGAGAGGAAGAGUGAGCUAUAUAAGAAGUUGUUGGAAGACCUAGAGGAAAUGCUGGAGGGUAGGAGUGAGGAGGAGGAAGACCAGUACAGGGAGGAAAAACGAGGGAGGGACAAGACUCAGGAACUACUGGACGAAAUUGACCGAGUUCUUAAAAAUAAUGAGUAACCAUGAUAGCCUUUUGUUCACGUCUUCAAUAGGAGUGGUUAGUCAGUGUUAUGUUUAACAAUAUAAAAAGAUCUGGUCAUCUCAUAAGCUGAUUUUGAUUUAUUUUGUCAUUUUGAAGUGUUUAGAUUUAUUUUCAAUUCAAAAUUCAGAUCUUUGGAAAUAUUUUCAAUUAAAAAUUCAGAUUUUUGUAAAACCAGCUUAUUUUAAGAAUCUCCAUGUAUAUUGAUCUUUGUUAAGAAGUUGAGGAAGCAUAGUGGAUAUGAAUAAGGUUAAUAACAUGACAGAAAAGAAUGUAGAUUUUUCCAAUGGAAAUAAAUAUAUAGCAAAUGCAAAACAUCAGUUGAUUAUAAACUUAAUUUGAAAUACCUUUACUGACUGACCUCUCCUACACUUGUUGAUGAUGGCUAUAUUUGGCUCUUAUUGAUGAGGAACACUUUUGAAAAAGCAAUAAUUUCUGAGAAUAUACUCAUGGGAACUGGUUUCUGCUUUACACAACACUCAAUUCUACGCAGCUUUACUAAUGUUUAAUUACUCCUGAGGCCCAUCUUUCUUCAUUUCCUGAAAUAUAUUGAGUUUUGUAGGAGGGUUUUUGAAUCUCAACAAUUGGCUUCUGUUAUUUAGCCAGUUUUUUUCUGACUACAAUAAUUUUCAAAAUCCUGUGUUUUGUUUUAUAUAACUAUAAGUUAUAAAGAAAGAAAACACAUUUUAAAGACAGGGUAUUAUAAGUGUUGAUGGAUUA
Molecule: messenger RNA, 3355 nt
Organism: Saccostrea cuccullata (small rock oyster)
Lineage: Eukaryota; Metazoa; Mollusca; Bivalvia; Ostreida; Ostreidae
Product: PC3-like endoprotease variant B
Exons: 13
Coding region: 271-2616 (781 amino acids)
Biological process (GO): peptide hormone processing
Cellular component (GO): membrane; neuron projection
Molecular function (GO): serine-type endopeptidase activity
Source: RefSeq, a predicted model, not a curated record